Cercopithifilaria johnstoni is the source of this 285-nucleotide messenger RNA. The record is from the annotation of a GenBank genome assembly. NCBI's taxonomy places the organism in Eukaryota, Metazoa, Nematoda, Chromadorea, Rhabditida, Onchocercidae.
AUGGCUCAAAACCAACGCCCCUUAAUCUACCAACGCGUGACGCCAAUGCACAGCAUAAUCGAGACGACCACAGCAAUCCCUGCCAACCUUUGCCCACCAAAUGACCGGUGUUUACUACGCGCACCGCUCCAAUCCACUCCACCUCAACAACCCAAACCUGUACCUCAACCAGUGACGCCUCGCUACUGUGUUCCGAUGAGUAGCGUACAGCUUUUUAUAUCUUCUGGUUUCAGGAAUGUUCUAGAACCAUUGGUGGGCGGUGCUUAUAGCGACAACAACCAAUGA